Molecule: messenger RNA, 951 nt
Organism: Cucumis melo (muskmelon)
Lineage: Eukaryota; Viridiplantae; Streptophyta; Magnoliopsida; Cucurbitales; Cucurbitaceae
Product: metalloendoproteinase 2-MMP-like
Exons: 2
Coding region: 1-951 (316 amino acids)
Biological process (GO): collagen catabolic process; extracellular matrix organization; proteolysis
Cellular component (GO): extracellular matrix
Molecular function (GO): metalloendopeptidase activity; zinc ion binding
Source: RefSeq, a predicted model, not a curated record
AUGACAUUUGAAAAAUUAUUAUCAUUUUUGACUACCUCUUUUUUUCUUGUAAUUGUCCUCUUCCCUUUGAUAUCAUCUUCUCAUCCAAAUAUUCAUCAUUCUAACGGAUUGGCGUUUCUGAAGAACCUCAAUGGAUGCAGGAAAGGUGACAAAGUAGCAGGAAUUCACCAAAUAAAGGAAUAUCUUCAACAUUUUGGUUAUCUGAAUAACUAUCUUCAAAACUAUUCUAAAUCUUUUGAUGAUGACGAGUUUGACGGUGUUUUAGAGUCCGCCAUUAAAACUUAUCAACUCAACUACAAUCUCAAGGCCACUGGUACUCUCGAUGCCAAGACGCUAGAUCUUAUGUCGAAACCUCGAUGUGGGGUUGCAGAUAUUAUUGACGGAAAGACGAGGAUGAAAUCGGGGAAGAAAAUGGUGAAUCAACAUAGAAAAAUAAAUGGUCAUUUUCAUACUGUUUCUCACUAUGCUUUCUUUGAUGGAAACCCUAAAUGGCCUGCUUCUAAAUCCCAUCUGACUUAUGGAUUCCUCCCGGGAACCCCAUCGAAGGCAGUAGCUCCGGUGGGUCGAGCAUUUAAGACAUGGGGUGCACACACUCACUUCAACUUCUCCCGAGCAUCUAAAUACAAAAAAGCUGACAUCAAAAUAAGCUUUAGAAGUGGCGACCAUGGAGAUGGCCAUUCCUUCGAUGGCGUUGGAGGAGUUAUAGCUCAUGGUUUUGCACCCACAGAUGGGAGAUUACAUUUCGACGCAAUCGAGUCAUGGGCCGUCGGCGCUGUUGCUGAUUCGUUUGACUUGGAGACCGUAGCGUUACACGAGAUCGGACACCUUCUCGGCCUCCAUCACAGCUCCGUCGAAGGGGCUAUUAUGUGGCCAAGCAUCAUGGAAGGAACUACCAAGGGUUUGGAUGCCGAUGACAUUGCAGGCAUUAAUGCAUUAUACAAUGCUAAUUGA